Cricetulus griseus (Chinese hamster) is the source of this 1482-nucleotide messenger RNA. The record is from RefSeq and is a predicted model, not a curated record. NCBI's taxonomy places the organism in Eukaryota, Metazoa, Chordata, Mammalia, Rodentia, Cricetidae.
AUGUCUACACCUAGUGAGGAGGAGUCACCAGAGGCCAGCCCUUCCAGCAGCAUCUUUGAAGAGGAAAGCUUCCAGUCUCAAUACAGAGUCCUCAGGACCAUAGGCCAUGGGAGCAACGCCAAGGUCCAGCUGGCCCACCAUCUCCUCACAGGUACUCCAGUGGCUGUCAAAGUGCUUCAAAAAAAGAAGAAGUGGCAUCAGCCACUCAGGGCCGAGGUAGAUAUCAUGAUGAUGAUCAGCCACCCUAACAUCAUCUCACUUUUCCAAGUGAUUGAGACUGAGAAGAGAAUAUACCUCAUCAUGGAGCUGGCUGAGGGACAAGAGCUUUAUCAAUAUAUCCGAAAGGUUGGCCACCUGAAGGAGGACGAGGCCCGGGGGAUAUUCAAGCAAAUAAUAGCAGGUGUGAGCUACUGCCAUGACCUAGGUAUAGUUCACAGGGACCUGAAACCAGACAACAUAAUGCUGGACCCCAACGGAAAUGUCAAAAUCAUCGACUUUGGCCUUGGCACCCAAGUUCAGCCUGGGCAAAGGCUGAGCCGGCACUGCGGUGCUUACUCCUUUGGUGCCCCUGAACUCUUCCUUGGCAGACUUUAUGAUGGCCCCAAGAUCGACAUAUGGACCUUGGGAGUUGUCUUAUAUUUCAUGGUAGUCGGGAAGGUCCCAUUUGAUGCUGUCACCAUUCCAGAGCUUCGAAGGCAGGUUGUGGCAGGAAAGUAUGCCGUCCCCUCAGGCAUCUCAGAAGAACUCCGGGACCUGCUUAGUGUCUUAAUGACAGUGAACCCCAGGUUAAGACCAACAAUGGCUGAAGUGAUGACACACCCCUGGCUCAGGGAAGACAUGGAGGCUUUACCAAAUCACUGUGAUAAAAUGAUCCCCAGCUUGCCUGACCCUGCAAUUGUGGAAGCCAUGGAAUUUAUAGGGUUCCAAGCUCAGGAUAUCAAGGAUUCAUUAUGUCAGAGGAAAUUCAAUCAAACCAUGGCAUCCUAUCGCUUACUUCAAGGGCAGGCUCUCCAGGAACAUGGCUACACAACCCGGGCUAUGCCCAUGAAUCCAGGGGUGACACCAUUCCCUUCCCUUGAAGAUCCUGCUGCUUUUCCUCUAGAACCAAGAAGGAGGGGAAGUGAGCCAGCCCUUGGCACAUUUCUCAGAGGGCCAUCCACUAAUGGUCCCCAGGCAGGUCAAAGGAGAGGCAGGCAUGCCACUGGGCCACUCCAGAGGACACCCACACUGGACCCAGCCCAUCAACGUGCCAGGAGUGCUCCCUGUGUUUAUUCAGUGAGCAGCAGUGGUGAGAACACAGAAAACAACUUAUGCUCACACAGAGCCACAGCAGAGGGCAAGUCUGUCCACAGCCAGGGCCAGUACAGAGGCUUGAAGGGAUGGUCAAGGAGAAUAGGAAAGGCCCUGAUGAGACUGUGUUGCUGCUUUCCAUCUGGGAAGAAACCUGGCCGAGGUCAGAACAGAGUCUCCCCUCAGAAAUGA